This is a messenger RNA of Botrytis fragariae, 921 nucleotides long. RefSeq lists its product as uncharacterized. Lineage: Eukaryota; Fungi; Ascomycota; Leotiomycetes; Helotiales; Sclerotiniaceae. The record is from RefSeq and is a predicted model, not a curated record. The transcript has a single exon. Bases 1 to 921 code for a protein of 306 amino acids.
AUGGCUCCUAUAACCCGACUGACUCGAAUUGUUCCUCAAGCGAUAAUUCUUCCUCGUGUUUCAAGGGAUAUAACACAGACUAUCACUCGAAGAGAUAGAUCUUCUACCGCUACCAUUCUUCUCGGUUCAAACACUAUUUCAAAAAUUUCGAAAGAUCAAGCUGUUACUAUUAGAUCGGCCACAAGUCAUGUUGUUGUUUUGAGUCCCAGGUCGACAACGAUGCCAAUUGAUGUAACAGAGACGACGGAUUUGAGCAGUGGUGCGAUUGUGGGGAUUGUAUUGGGUUCUAUAUUGGGGUUCAUGGUGUUGUUGGUGCUUGGAUAUAAGUGCUGGUUUAAUAGACGAUCUGCGGUUUGGACUGCGAGGUAUGAUGGGGAUGGAGAUGAAAUGGUUUAUAGGGAAAGGAGAGAUAGUGGAGAAGGACAAGGAAGAAUUUGGAAAAGUGCUGCGAGAGGUGGGGGAAGAGAGGAAUGGGAGAUGAGAUGUGAAUAUGAUGAUGGUGAUGGUAGUGAAGUUAGGAGACCGGAUAAAGCGGUUGUGAGAGAAGAGAGGAGAGGGAGAGGAAGGAGAUAUAGGAGGACAGGAAGAGAGAGGGAUAGGCAAUGGAAUGAUAAUAAUGGUUAUCAUGGGGGAAACAGAAGUCGCGAAUGGGAAAGAGAAGGGAAUAGAAGAAGAAGAAGUAGUAGGAAUGCAUGGGUAGUAGUUGAGAGAAGAGGAAUUCUAGGUUGGGGAAAACCGGUUAGAAGUUCUAGGGGGAGAAGUUUACGGAGAGGAAUGGAAAUGAGAGGGGAAAGAGGGGAAUUUGGAAGGCCUGUGAGGAGUUGGAGGGGGUGGGAAGGAAUGGGGAAGGGAAUUGUGAUUGAAAUGGGAGGAUGGAAUUGUGUGGUUUUUGUGGAGGGGGAGGGGGAGAUAAGGGGUUGA